AUGCGUUCUAUCCUCGUACUUCUUUUCAGCGCCGCUGCUGUGCUUGCUGCCCCAACGCCUGAAGCCGAUCCCGGUUACGAAAUCGUUAAACUUUUCGAAGCUGCCAACUCUUCUGAACUCGACGCGCGCGGACUCUCUCUCGACUGGACCCUCAAACCGCGCGGACUCCUACAGGAGCGGCAGGGAAGCUGCAUGUCAAUCACAAUCAACCCUAGUCGUCCGUCUGUCAACAACAUCGGCCAAGUCGACAUUGACAGUGUUAUACUCGGACGACCUGGUGCUAUAGGCUCGUGGGAACUGAACAACUUUGUUACCAUUGGAUUGAACCGCGUAAACGCCAAUACAGUGCGAGUCAACAUCAACAACACCGGCAGGACUAAUCGCCUCAUUAUUACUCAAUGGGAUAAUACUCUCACUCGGGGGGACGUUUAUGAGCUUUUUGGUGAUUACGCUUUAAUUCAAGGUAGAGGAAGCUUUUGCCUUAAUAUACGAUCUGAUUCAGGUCGUGAAAAUUGGAGAAUGCAGCUAGAAAAUUAG
Molecule: messenger RNA, 537 nt
Organism: Parastagonospora nodorum SN15
Lineage: Eukaryota; Fungi; Ascomycota; Dothideomycetes; Pleosporales; Phaeosphaeriaceae
Product: ToxA
Exons: 2
Coding region: 1-537 (178 amino acids)
Source: RefSeq, a predicted model, not a curated record